CCGACUCCAAGUUCUACAGCUCUGGUGCGAUACUCGAAAGCCUCUGCAUCGUCGGUUGUACGCGUCUCUCGAGAUUAUCUGGCAGCUCAACUAGAUUGGUCGCGCUCGGACACACGUUUCGGUCGCAAAACCGAGCCUAGACCUGUGUACCGUCACGUCCGUCACAGGUCAUCAGGACAGCGCUCGGUCAAGCCUACCAAGUUCCCCCUCCCGCCUUCCUUCACCAUGCCCCUCGAUCGAUCGAAGGUGCUCGUGUUCGGUGCAGGCAACUUCGGUAGCUGUCUAGCUGACCACCUCGCGGACUCAUCUCACAACGUGUUUCUGUGGUCCCGCGACGAGAAUGCCGUCCGCCAAAUUAAUGAAACUCACCGCAGCGAUGUGUUCAAAGACCAUGUGUUCCCGGACAUGGUCAAGGCCGUUGGCCCAGAGUUCCCGUCGAAAGAACUAAUCAGAAGUGUCGAUGUCCUCCUCUUUGCUAUUCCCACCGAGGGGGUGAGAGAAACGCUCACCAAUCUCAGACCAUUACUGGACGAGAAGGGCCUUCCGUUUUUAAUAUUUGUCAACAAAGGAAUUGAGAUUGCAACCAAUUCCCUGACGCUGGAAAUCAUCGCCGACGCAUGCGGUCCUGCAAUUGCGAACGUAGCAACAUUUAUCUCGGGGCCAUCAUUUGCCAAAGAGAUCAUCAAAAGACAGCCAACAUCCGUUUCUAUCGCGUCUCUAUCCACCGAGCACGCGCAAAAGGCAUCGGAGUUGUUCCAUCAGCCCUGGUUCCGUUGUUACACAGGAGAUGAUCCCAUUGGCGUCGAGUUGGCUGGUGCGCUCAAGAACGUUUAUGCCAUCGCUUCGGGCAUGGCGGAUGGCCUUGGGUUCGAGAACAAUACGAGAGCCAUGUUGAUCACGCGUGGUCUCUCAGAGAUGACCAGGAUAGGAACGACCUAUGGCGCAUCGCCGCUGACAUUCCUGAGCCUCGCUGGGGUCGGCGAUCUCUUUUUGACAUGCAGCUCGUCCACGAGUAGGAACUACACCGUGGGACAUCGUCUGGGGAAGGGCGAGAAAUUGGAUCAUAUCAUCAAGACGUUGGGCAGUGUGGCAGAAGGUGUUACGACGGCGAAAGCAUUAUAUACGCUGAUCAGUCGAUUGGGUGUAAAUGCGCCGAUUGCCACUGGGAUUUAUGAGGUGCUCUACGAAGACGCAGAUGUCGCGGAAAAGGCAAAGUGGCUGAUGUCUCUGCCUCCGGUGCGCGAGCUGGACUUGCCGGAGGCGACCGGGAAGCCUGCUCGGCAGCUGCUGAGGAAGCUGGAGCUCCCCAAGUAGAGCAGUGUAGAGUGCACGAAAUAUAGAUCUGCAUGUUGUGCCCGUAGCGAGCUCGUGCGAUGAGGCUGCGUCGGGCGCGGACGGUCUGACGCGGACGGAUCGGAAGCAUUGUCCGAAGUCGGAGGCCGGAACGAGGACAC
Fomitopsis serialis is the source of this 1454-nucleotide messenger RNA. Its product is annotated as NAD-dependent glycerol-3-phosphate dehydrogenase. The coding region runs from base 226 to 1314 and encodes 362 amino acids. The record is from RefSeq and is a predicted model, not a curated record. The transcript has 9 exons. Gene Ontology annotation, biological process: carbohydrate metabolic process; glycerol-3-phosphate catabolic process. NCBI's taxonomy places the organism in Eukaryota, Fungi, Basidiomycota, Agaricomycetes, Polyporales, Fomitopsidaceae. Gene Ontology annotation, molecular function: glycerol-3-phosphate dehydrogenase [NAD(P)+] activity; NAD binding. Gene Ontology annotation, cellular component: glycerol-3-phosphate dehydrogenase (FAD) complex; cytosol.